UUUUAAUAAACAGAAACUUAUUAAUGUCUGAGCAAACUGAACGUGCUUUUCAGAAGCAACCAACUGUCUUUUCUUCUCACAAAACUUUUACAGGCAAAAAGACUUUUAAAGGGCGGUUCGUGCGUGAUGUUGGUUUGGGCUUUAAGGCGCCCAGAGAGGCCAUUGAAGGUACCUAUAUCGAUAAAAAGUGCCCAUUUACUGGCAACGUUUCGAUUCGGGGUCGAAUACUUAGCGGCGUGGUGGUGUCUUUGAAAAUGCAACGGACUUGUAUUAUUCGAAGAGAUUAUCUUCAUUAUGUUUCGAAGUACAACCGCUACGAAAAGAGGCAUACGAAUUUGGCCGCCCACUUGUCACCCGCCUUUAUUGAUAUUGCUGUUGGCGCUAAAGUGGUGGUUGGUCAGUGCCGCCCACUUUCGAAGACUGUCCGCUUUAAUGUUCUUCGCGUUAUUAAGCAACAAAAAAAAGGAUCAAAAAGAUUUGCAAAAUUUUAA
Zophobas morio is the source of this 491-nucleotide messenger RNA. RefSeq names its product small ribosomal subunit protein uS17-like. Gene Ontology annotation, biological process: translation. The record is from RefSeq and is a predicted model, not a curated record. Gene Ontology annotation, cellular component: cytosolic small ribosomal subunit; ribosome. Gene Ontology annotation, molecular function: structural constituent of ribosome. The coding region runs from base 24 to 491 and encodes 155 amino acids. The transcript has 3 exons. NCBI's taxonomy places the organism in Eukaryota, Metazoa, Arthropoda, Insecta, Coleoptera, Tenebrionidae.